Salpingoeca rosetta is the source of this 2621-nucleotide messenger RNA. Its product is annotated as NO-insensitive guanylyl cyclase III. NCBI's taxonomy places the organism in Eukaryota, Choanoflagellata, Craspedida, Salpingoecidae. Gene Ontology annotation, cellular component: guanylate cyclase complex, soluble. Gene Ontology annotation, molecular function: guanylate cyclase activity; heme binding. The transcript is spliced from 7 exons. Gene Ontology annotation, biological process: response to oxygen levels; cGMP biosynthetic process. The record is from RefSeq and is a predicted model, not a curated record. The coding region runs from base 145 to 2238 and encodes 697 amino acids.
CUUGAACCAGCGUCCCUCAUCACUCACGUCUCGCGUGAUCUAGCCCUGCUCACACCAUAUUUCUCAUUCGCCCUGCGCCCUGCGACACCUCUACAGCAUUCGCCAAGUCGCCUUCUUUCUUCUGCCCUUCUUCAGUGAAGCACGAUGUACGGACUCCUGCACAAGGCCCUGACAGCAUGGAUCUCGUCCUUGCCUGAUGGCGAAGACCUGCUGACCCAAGUGAUGGCGGAGGUGGACUUUGAUGGCCGCCCUGAUGACUUCUUCAGGUUUUACUCCAACGAUCAGACAGGCUCAUUCCUUACAGCUGUCGCAAAGGUGACUGGCCGCAGUCAAGAGGACUGCAAGUUUGAGGCCGGCCGCUUCUUCUUGGCAGGCAUCCUGGAGACCGGGUAUGGCUCGUCCCUGCGCACGCUCGGCAGCGACUUCUUCACGCUCCUGGGGAACCUGGACAGCCUGCACGAGUCGUUCACGCCGUCCUUCCCCAAGAUGCGCGCACCCUCCAUCCGCCCGGUCCGCAACGAUGACGGCUCCAUGACCGUGCACUACUACAGCUCCAAUGCCGGCCUGAGCAUGUUCAUGAUGGGUGCGCUGGAAGCAGCUGCCCUUCGCCUCUUUGACCUGGACAUUGACAUCCACCACCGCAUCAAGAAGGGCCAAGGAAGCAACCACGACGUCUUCCACGUCUACAUGGACCCACGGGGCUUUGGCGAAUCGACGGAGGUCGACGAGACGAUCAAGGAAGCGUGCACGAUUGACCUGGGCAAGUCCGUGACCAACGACCUGUUUCCAUGGCACUUUGCCUUUGACCGCGACAUGAAGAUUGUGUCGCUGGGCAAGCACCUUGCAGCGCGCUUCGAGGAGCCACAGGCCGGAAAGCCCUUCAAGAAGGUGUUCCGCAUGCUGCGGCCGGUCGACAUCUCGUCCGAGUUUGACGAGCUCAAGGACGUGGACGGCGUGUCGUGCCUCUUCUCUGUCGACGCCAAGCUGCUGCGCGAUGACGACGCACACGGCCUGGCCUCCGGCAUGCAGGGCAUGUCGCUCAUGGGCAAUGGCGGUGACAUGGCGUCGGACAUGCGGUCGUCCCUGGUGUCGUGCGCAUCCUCCUUCCGCGGAUCCAACGCGUCGAGUUCAGACAUGCUGAUGAUGGCCAACCGGCUGUACGCCAAGGCCGACAACAUCAAGCUGCACGGGCAGCUCACAUACAACAGCGACCACGACGUCGUUGUGUUCUUCGGCACGCCGGCCCUGCGCUCCCUCGAGGAGAUGGAGGCGCAGCGCAUCGAGCUGUCCGAGAUGCCGCUGCACAGCCACGGCCGCGAGUUCCUGUACGGGUCCAUGUUCCAGUCUGCCUCUGCCAAGAACUCCAACGAGGUCGACCGGCGCAUGGCUGAGCUUGACCAGUCCAUGCUCGAGAUCCAGGACAAGAAGAAGCAGAUUGACGGCCUCCUCCACAGCAUCCUCCCUCCGGUUGUUGCCAGCUCGCUCGCUCGGGGCGAAAUUCCGCCAGCAGAGCAGUACGACAACGUGAGCGUGCUGUUCAGCGAUAUUGCGGGCUUCACCAACAUCUCCUCAGACGUGCCAGCCACGGACGUGAUGGAGAUGCUGCAUGAGCUGUUUGUCAAGUUUGACAACCUGGCGGACAAGCACGGCUGCUACAAGGUGGAGACGAUUGGCGACGCGUACAUGGUGGCCGCCGGCUGCCCGGAGGAGUGCGAGGACCACGCCCUGCGCAUCGCCCGCCUGGCCAUCGAGAUGGUCCACACGGCCAAGUCGGUUGUAUCACCGCUGGAUGGCGAGCCGAUCCGCAUCCGCGUUGGGCUGCACUCUGGUCCGCUGAUGGCCGGCGUCGUUGGCCGCGCCCGUCCACGCUACUGCUUCUUCGGCAGCACCGUGAGCGUGGCGAGCCUGAUGGAGAGCAAUGGCCUGCCCGGGUGCAUCCAGACGAGCUACCGCUUCACACAGGCGCUGCCGUCCGACCACCCGUUUGAGCUUGUGUCGCGGGGCCACAUCGACAUUGCGGGCAAGGGCCUGAUGAAGACGUACCUGCUGAUCGGUGCGCACGACCCGACAACCACCACUGCGGAGCCCUUGCUCCCCGUGGAAGGGAAGGUGCAGGACCUUGCUUCGCAGCUGCUUGCCAAGACAACCAACACAAGUAGCGUCGGCGACCGCAUGGCGCAGGUCAGCACCUACGCCGUGCGCACACGCAUGGCCCGCCGCCGCUCCCACCACGUGUAGCUGUGUCGCUGCACUGUACUUGACUUGACUUGGAGGACGAGGACCACUGGUGCUUGUGUGUUGUGUGCUGGUGUGUGCAUGUGUGUGUGUGUGUGUGUAUGUGUGUAUGUGUGUGUGUGUGUGUAUGUGUGUGUGUGUGCUUUGUGUGUGCUUUGUGUGGGCUUGCCUUCCCUUCGGUGUUUGCGUUUUUGUUUGUUUUUCCCGUUCUGCUGCUUCCCGUCCUUGCCCCUUGUGUCCGCUCCCUUCUCUUGCUUCACUUCUUGCGCUGUAAACAGCAGUCUUUGCUUGUUGCACAAUGCAGUCAGUGAGUGACUGGUGUCUUUGUGGUCACGAGAAGCCCAGAAGCCCAGAAACAACAACGCCUCGGGCAUGAUACUAUGACA